This is a messenger RNA of Phytophthora infestans T30-4, 3114 nucleotides long. Its product is annotated as importin-like protein. The record is from RefSeq and is a predicted model, not a curated record. Gene Ontology annotation, biological process: protein import into nucleus. Gene Ontology annotation, molecular function: small GTPase binding. Bases 1 to 3114 code for a protein of 1037 amino acids. Lineage: Eukaryota; Oomycota; Peronosporomycetes; Peronosporales; Peronosporaceae. Gene Ontology annotation, cellular component: cytosol; nuclear envelope. The transcript has 2 exons.
AUGGCGGACGGCGUUGCGCGGAUGCGCGACCUGCUCGCACAGAGCCUGCGUGCGUCGGAGCCGCAGCGCUCGGCAGCCGAGAAAGACUUGCAGCAACUGCAGAAGGUACCUGUCACCGCUCAGUUCCUCGCUGCACUACUGGACAUGUGCGUAGUCGCUCCCAAUGCCGACGGAACGCCUCGUAACCUUACACAGCUGGCGGCAGAGGACGCGGACGUGCGUCUUCUUGCAGUUUUAUGGCUCAAACACUAUCUCAAGACUCAGUGGAGGGCACGCAAGACCACGAACCUUCUGUCGGACGACGAACGCGCCCAUGUGCGUGGCGUUUUAUUGUUCGCGGCGCUACACGAGCCACAGCAGACAGUAGCAUUGCACUUGGCGCUGAUUAUCGCCACCAUCGCGCGCGCCGAGUUUCCAGCCCAAUGGAGCUUCGAGACAUUAUUCCCAAUGAUGGUACAGCCGCUGAGACGAGCUAAUGGAACUGUGGACGUGCCUAGAGAACGACGAGGAGUGGACGUCUGCUACCGCGUGGUCAAGGAGCUAUCAGCCAGACGUCUCAUGCAACACCGUAAACAAUUCGCUAUGCUCAGUGUGGAAUUGUUGCCUCUACUGCUUCAAUACUGGACAGCAACGGCUACACAACUGAAUAACUUCUUACUGAGUCAACGUGAGGCUGCUACAUUGACAGCGUUGACAGCUACAGGUGCAGAGCAGCUCAACGUGCUAGUGACGACCACGAAAAUCAUCUCGACAAUGUUACUUAACGCGUUCAGAGACCUCUCGGCAUUGCAGGAUGGAGAGCUCAUUCGUUCAGCACUAGUGGAGUUCUACACCCAGUUUGAGAGACUAGAGGCGAUGCUGACGCUCGACAAGUGCAUGCACCGCAUCGCAGCCAUCGUCGUCGGUGUGCAGAACUCGUAUCCGAUGGAGUUCCGCGAGUACUUGUCGCCGUAUCUUACGCUGUUCUGGAACGUCCUAAACGCAUUCACUUCUGUCCACUCGACAGCGCUUCCAGCUCCCAGACGACUUCAGAUCGAUGCGCUUCAGUUCUUUGCUAAUGUAUUGAGCUGCAGAUUGUACAAGAACGAGAGUCUCUCGGGUCCAGAUGGCACUACACGGAUCAUCACGAAGGUUAUCACGGCUACAGGAGACGUCGCAUUGACGGACGCUAUGGUUCUUGAAGCACAAGCAGCUGUGCAGAUGUUCUUCACUCAGACUGAGGACCGCUUUGCAGCUAUGUUGAAUCUAGUAGUGAUGCACUACAUGACGCUGACAGCUAAGGACCUGGACGAGUGGCACAGCGACCCAGAAGCUUAUUGUGCGCUCAUGGAAAGUCUGACAGCGAAAGAGUCGGUGCGUGCGUGUGCUGAAAAUGUGUUCCUGACUCUGGUGCAGAACUUCCCGGACCAGACGAUCCCAGCACUGACGCAGAUCACGUCCAGUGCCUCAACUUAUCUGCUAAAACUUGGUCGUGGCCAGGUGUCUGCUGGUAAUGACCCACGGAUCCUCGAAAUGGACGCUGUGCUGUUAGCUAUCGGCUUGGGCUGCUACGAUCUCCACGAUUGCUUCGAGUUCGAGCCCUGGUUUCUGACCAAUCUCGUACCGAUUCUCGUCCACCAAGAUGCUGCAGUGGGCUCGUUCCAGGGUCUGCCCGUUCUGCGCUUCCGUAUCGUUUGGCUCGUCAGUUGUUGGCUCGCCCAGCUAUCUGCAAGUGUACGCCCGCCACUGUACGAUGCGUUGCUGAACCCGUCGGCUUCAUUCCACCAAGCAGAUGCCGACGUUGCCCUCAAGCUGCGCGUUAUUCAGACGCUCGAGUCCAUGGUGAAUGACCGGGGCUUUGAGCACGAUGCAUUCGCCCCCUUCCUGCCGCGAGCACUGGAGUGUUUGUUCGUUUUCUUCCCACAAGCUGAUGAAUCCGAGAGUAAAAUGAAGGUAUUGGGCUGUCUGGAGGCGAUUAUUCAAGCCUGUGGUGCUCAGAUCGCCAGCUUCUGCCAUCAGAUCAGUGCUCCGUUGCCUGCACUUUGGACGAACGAGAGUGACGCGAGCAACUUGGUGCGUGGGAAGAUCCUGCAGCUCUUGGCUACACUUCUUUCCAGCGUGAAGGACGCAUCAUCUGUGGAGACUGCCAGUGUACAGACAUUGCUGGACAUGUGCGUGCAGGUGAUCCGCUUUGCAACGGAUGUGUCGAAUCCGGACGAAGUUUUCUUGAUGGAAAGUGGCCUGGAGCUGUGGAACGAGACGCUGGAGGUGGCUACAGUGUACACGGAAGAGCUCCAUCUACUCUUUGGCAAUGUGUUGCGUUUAAUGGAGCGAGACUACGAACAUGUAGCGCUAGUAUUGAGUCUAUUGGAGCACUACUUACGUCUCGGCAAGGCGCAGUUCUGGCAGACGUAUCACACGAACAUUUCGGGGCUUUUACAAAGUGUCAUGGGUAACGUCAAAGCCGAAGCUUCGCUACAGAUCGCCCAAGUGACGGAGACUAUCGUCGCGACAGUUCCCAUUGAUCAAGUGACUGUGUUCUUGCCAGUAGUGAAGACUAUGGUGGAAGCUUGUGUCGUUUUCCAGCACGGAGGGUCCAAACACGAACCGGACAGUGUGUUGGCUGGCUAUCUGAGUGUCGUGGCUCGACUGAUGAUGACGAAUUUGGACGUUACGUUGAAGAAUCUGCUGAUGAAUGACCUUGCGACGUUGCGUAUGCUUGUAGACGCCAUGCUCACGUUGUUCUACACUGUCGGGUCGUCCCCGUUGACUCUUGUACGACGAAAAGUGUGGGCGGUCGCCUUGUGCUCGAGUUUGAUGUUGAUGGAGCAGAACAUACUAGAGAAGACUGGACAGAUCUUGGAGAUUUGUGUCGAAGUGAUAGAAGACGAGCGAGAGGAGCAAGCGCAGAAGCAGAAGGCAGCUGCCAGUAGCGACCAAGAUGGCGGAGUGUAUCGCGCGUUCCAAGCCCACCACAAACAGCAGCAGACAGCGAGCGAAGAAGACGUCCCUAUAUUAGUGUUAGACUUGAAGAGCUUUGUCUGUCAGAGACUCAACGACCUCGCAGCGAAGCUUGACAUGGACCAGCUGCUGCAAUCAGUAGACUCGACGGUACUGCGUAAGUUCCAGUCAUAA